AUGUACGACGCUGUCGUCGUGGGACUCGGAGGUGUUGGUUCGUUUGCUUUGCGAGCCUUAACUCACAGCGGUACCCGUACAGAUACAGAAUUCGUGAGCAAUGACACCAACACAAAGAACCCAAAGGGCAAGACGUACUUGGGCAUCGAACGGUUUGCCCGCUGUCACGAUCGUGGUUCGUCGCAUGGAUACACCCGCAUCUAUCGACAAGCGUACUUUGAACACGCCAAUUACGUACCCUGGUUAAAGUUUUCCGUAAAAGCCUUCCGAGAACUUGAAGUCGCCCAAAAUGUGUCGCUCUUGCACGAAUCUGGCUGCAUCGUGAUGGAGCCAGCCGUUGCUCAAACGGAAGGAGAUCCCUCCCAAAUUUCCAUGCCACCGUACUGCAAGGCGUCGUACGAAUCCGCCCUACGGCACGACAUUGAUGUGGAGUUUCUUGACACGACGGCCUUAAAAGCACGCUUUCCUCAAUUUCUAUCCGACCACGAUAUGGUGGGACUAUUGGAACCCCAGGGUGCGGGCUUAGUUCGGCCCGAACGCUCCAUCGAGGCGGCUUUGCGAGACGCCGCAGAGCACGAGGGUGUGAAAAUACAAGAGCAUACCCAGGUCUUGUCUUAUCGGCAAAAACAAUACCACGAUGACACCGAGAUUGUCGAAGUCGUCAUUCAACGGGACGGAGAAGACGCAUCCGAAACGAUUCUGACUAAAUCGCUCCUGAUAGCCGCCGGUGCGUGGGCCUCGACUUUUGUUCCUUCUUGGAAACCGUACGUUGUUCCCAAACGGCAAUUGCAAGGAUGGAUCGAUGUAUCUCAUACCGCGGAUGCGUCAUUGUACGACGGGGGUAAACUACCGGGGUGGAUCCUCGUCACACCAUCGUGGCCGGUACCCAUGUACGGGCCGCCGUGUGAUCCGAGCGGCGACGAUCCGGCUCAUCGCCAUUGGCUCAAAGUUGGCUUGCACGGAAGAGACAUACCGAUCGCGGAUCUCUCCCAAAAUCCCCGCGAAGCAUCGGAAGACGAAAUUCAAGAAGUCCGCGAGGCAGCAACCCAGGUAUUUACCCGGGACGUCUGGGCCAAGAACGACGACCAGAAAUUUCCUGAUCUAGCGCAAGUAACACCGUGUAUAUAUACCAUGACCCCCGACACUCACUUCGUUAUUGGCUCACCGCCGCUUCUCUCUGAUCGGCUUGGAACGAGCCCUGCUCCAAAAUCGUGCGUCUUUGCGAUUGCUGGCUUGUCCGGACACGGAUUCAAAAUGACUCCGGCCUUGGGACAAAUGAUGGCGGAUUUUGCUAACGGUGUUGACGUUGAAAGCGUUUGGGGAACGUCUUUUUGUUCACCAUUCCGCUUUGGCAUUUAA
Phaeodactylum tricornutum CCAP 1055/1 is the source of this 1359-nucleotide messenger RNA. RefSeq lists its product with no specific name. NCBI's taxonomy places the organism in Eukaryota, Bacillariophyta, Bacillariophyceae, Surirellales, Neidiaceae. The transcript has a single exon. Gene Ontology annotation, molecular function: sarcosine oxidase activity; flavin adenine dinucleotide binding. Bases 1 to 1359 code for a protein of 452 amino acids. The record is from RefSeq and is a predicted model, not a curated record.